UCACCGGUUUGUGUAGUCGACUGCUGAGGGUCACUACAAUUUGCCGGCAUUUUCCAGUGUAUUUACUACAAAUCCUAACUAAAACUAUAGUGUUUCUGUACAGCGUGAGUCUGUAAAAGUGCUAACAUAACAUAGUGCGUUAAACGUGCACAGUUUCGUUUUUCAAUCGAACCUACUUUGAGGUAUGGAGUGGGAAGGGCCGCCCAAGCAAGGCUUGUACGACCCACAGAACGAGCACGAGGCCUGCGGAGUUGGUUUCAUUGUUGCCAUCGACGGCAAACGUUCUCAUAAAAUCGUCCGAGAUGCAGAGACUCUCGCGAAACGCAUGGAGCAUCGAGGCGCAUGCGCCUGCGACAACGACACGGGCGACGGCGCCGGCGUCUUGACCGCCAUCCCGCACCAGCUGUACUGCGCUCAGCUUAGAGACAGCCACCAAAUCGAUCUCCCGCCCUUCGGCCAAUACGCCACGGGCAUCUUCUUCCUCGACAAGCUCCACCAUCAGGAAAUUGAGAAGAAGUUCAAGGAGCUCGCCGAAAGCCUCGGCCUCACUGUUAUCUGCUGGAGAACUGUUCCGACCAAUAACAAUAGUAUUGGUCAGGUGGCUCGUAACUCGGAACCAUUUAUGCGACAAGUGUUUGUAACCGGCGAUAACGCGGACGAAAACCAUCUCGCACGACAGAUAUUCGUGCUGCGUAAGCGAGCAUCCCAUGAGCUCGUGGUGCCAGGCGCCCGAUUCUAUAUCUGCAGUUUGUCGUUGAAGACCGUUGUUUACAAGGGGCUUCUGACUUCCAAUCAACUAUGGGAAUACUUCAAGGAUCUGAACAACCCGGCGUUCACCACGUACCUGGCGUUGGUGCACACUCGCUUCUCCACCAACACCUUCCCCAGCUGGGAACGAGCCCAUCCUUUGAGAGUGCUUGCCCACAAUGGCGAAAUAAAUACAUUACGAGGUAAUGUGAACCUGAUGAAGGCUCGCGAGGGAGUCAUGAAGAGCGAACUAUUUGGAGAUGAUUUGAAAAAGUUGUAUCCAGUAGUUGAACCGAAUCUCUCGGAUUCUGGCUCAGCGGAUUGUGUGCUAGAAUUCUUGCUCCACUGCGGAAACCGUACAUUGCCUGAGGCGGUGAUGACCAUGGUGCCUGAAGCUUGGCACAAUGACCCGACGAUGCCCAAGGAGAAACGGGACUAUUACCAGUGGGCUUCCUGUGCUAUGGAGCCUUGGGAUGGGCCAGCUCUGGUGUCGUUCACUGAUGGAAGAUAUAUUGGCGCCAUUUUGGACAGGAACGGUCUCAGACCGUCUCGCUUCUACGUCACUAACGAGAACAUUCUCGUCAUGGCGUCAGAAGUGGGGGUAUAUGAUGUCGACCCUGAAAAGAUUAUUUUGAAGAGUCGUCUAAAACCCGGCCGAAUGUUGCUGGUGGACACUGAAGCCAAAAAGAUCAUUCAAGACGUGGAACUUAAACUGGAGAUCGCGCGCAGUCGCCCGCACUCACAGUGGCUGCAGGAACAGAUGAUAACGAUGGAAGACAUCCACAAAUCGGUGUCACUCCAGAACGGUUCUGUGGCCAACGGUUUCGAGAACGUUGCUAUAUCGGGUUUGAGUGAUAAGAGGUUGGGACUGUUUGGGUACACCCUUGAAUCUAUCCACAUGCUGCUCCUGCCAAUGAUACAGAACAAGAAAGAGGCACUAGGCAGUAUGGGUAACGACGCGCCUUUGGCUUGCUUGUCCCGUUUUGAGCCACUGCCCUAUGAAUACUUCAAGCAGCUGUUUGCUCAAGUCACCAAUCCACCCAUUGAUCCAUUCAGGGAGAAGAUAGUAAUGUCACUGCUGUGCCCGAUUGGUCCCACGGCCAACAUACUGCAACCUAGCCCCGACUUCGUACAUAGACUGUUCCUACCACAGCCGAUCCUUUCCAUCACUGACCUUGAGGCUUUGAAGAGGACCAACUACCGAGGAUGGAAGACGAAAGUGAUCGACUGCACGUUCAACAUAACGGACGGUGGGCACGGGUUAGAAGCGUCGCUGACGUACAUCUCGGGCGAGGCGCACGCCGCGGCGGUCGAGGGCUACCAACUGGUGGUUCUGUCCGACCGCAACGCGGGGCCUACCAGAGUUCCCGUCAGUUCUCUGUUAGCGCUUGGAGCGGUACAUCACCACCUGAUUGAAACUCGGCAGCGCAUGAAGGUCGGCAUCAUUGUCGAGACUGCUGAAGCGCGCGAGGUUCACCACAUGUGCGUUUUACUUGGUUAUGGAGCUGACGCCAUUUGUCCCUACCUGGCCUUCGAGCUAGCGUUCGCUCUACGCAACGACAACUUAAUCGACCCAAACCUCACUGAUGCGGACAUCUACUUGGCCUAUCAGAAGGCCAUGGAAACUGGCCUGGCCAAGGUCAUGGCCAAGAUGGGCAUUAGUAUGCUUCAGUCAUACAAGAGUGCGCAAAUCUUUGAAGCAGUUGGUUUGAGUGAAGAAGUUAUUGAAAAGUGUUUUAGGGGAACUCAAUCAAGGAUUGGUGGUAUAACAUUCGAGAUUCUAUCACAAGAGACCUUUGACAGGCAUGCUUUGACGUACGGGGAUUGUAGAGACAUGCUAGUGCUCAGAAAUCCUGGCAACUACCACUGGCGUGCUGGCGGUGAGAAGCACAUCAACGAUCCCAUGUCCAUCGCCAACCUGCAGGAGGCAGCUCUUAAUAAUAGCAAAUCUGCUUACGACCGAUUCAGGGAGAGCUCGCUGGAGUCCGUGCGUGCGUGUACGCUGCGCGGCCAACUCGAGCUCGUGAAGUUAGACGAGCCGAUACCUCUAUCGGAAAUUGAACCGGCUUCCGAGAUCGUCAAACGAUUCGCUACAGGUGCGAUGUCCUUCGGUUCAAUCUCACUGGAAGCGCAUUCGACUCUGGCAGUUGCAAUGAACCGUGUUGGGGGAAAAUCUAAUACUGGAGAGGGAGGUGAAUCUGCCGACCGUUAUCUUAACCAGGACCCGGAAUUCAACCAAAGAUCAGCCAUAAAGCAAGUAGCAUCAGGUCGUUUCGGCGUGACCGCUUCUUAUCUUGCUCACGCGGAUGAUCUGCAGAUCAAAAUGGCGCAGGGUGCUAAACCAGGGGAGGGUGGUGAAUUACCUGGGUACAAAGUGACUGAAGAGAUCGCCAAGACCCGUUGCUCCGUACCAGGCGUUGGUCUGAUCUCGCCUCCACCUCACCACGACAUUUACUCCAUUGAAGACUUGGCGGAAUUGAUCUAUGACCUUAAAUGCGCCAACCCUAGAGCGAGGGUCUCUGUGAAACUCGUCUCUGAAGUAGGCGUGGGAGUCGUCGCUUCGGGAGUCGCUAAGGGCAAGGCCGAGCAUAUAGUAAUCUCUGGGCACGAUGGUGGCACUGGCGCCAGCUCGUGGACCGGUAUCAAGAGCGCCGGCCUGCCCUGGGAGCUGGGCAUCGCAGAGACACAUCAGGUGCUGGUGCUGAACGACUUGAGGUCUAGAGUGGUGGUGCAGGCGGACGGUCAGAUCCGUACCGGGUUCGACGUGAUGGUGGCCGCUCUACUCGGCGCUGAUGAGUUCGGGUUCAGUACUGCACCCCUUAUCGCGUUAGGCUGCACCAUGAUGCGGAAAUGUCACUUGAACACUUGUCCCGUGGGCAUCGCCACCCAGGACCCCGUGCUGCGCAAGAAGUUUGCCGGCAAGCCGGAACACGUCAUCAACUAUCUGUUCAUGUUGGCCGAAGAGGUGCGUACUCAUAUGUCGGAGGUGGGCGUACGAACGUUCCAAGAGCUGGUGGGACGUACAGACUUACUGAAAGUGCGUGAGCGCAACGAUAACCCCAAAGCGAGGCUUCUCAACCUAGCGCUUAUACUGAAGAACGCUCUGCAUAUGCGACCGGGCGUUAACAUCGUAGGAGGAUCCAAGUCACAGGACUUCCAGCUGGAAAAGCGAUUGGACAAUCAGUUAAUCCAGCAAUGCCAAGGCAUAUUGGAAGGCGCGGACAAACAUAUCGACAUCACCAUGAAAAUCACCAACGAAGAUCGCGCGUUUACUUCCACACUGUCUUAUCACAUUGCCAUGAAAUUCGGUGAUGACGGUCUGCCUGACGGUAAGACGGUGAAUAUUUCGCUGACGGGAUCAGCGGGACAGAGUUUCUGCGCCUUCUUGUCAAAAGGGAUCACUGUCACGCUGGAGGGAGACGCUAAUGAUUAUGUCGGCAAGGGUCUUUCCGGGGGUAAAGUGAUCAUUUACCCGCCAAAGACGUCCACGUUUGAGUCCCACGUCAAUGUAAUAGUCGGCAACGUAUGUCUAUACGGUGCAACAUCCGGUAGAGCAUACUUCAGGGGUAUAGCGUCGGAGCGCUUCUGCGUGCGCAAUUCCGGUUGCGUGGCCGUCGCAGAAGGCGCAGGCGACCACGCGUGUGAAUAUAUGACAGCGGGCACUGUGCUCAUACUUGGCCUCGUUGGAAGGAACUUCGCAGCUGGAAUGAGUGGUGGUAUUGCGUACGUGUACGACAUCGACGGCUCUUUCAAGAGUAAAUGCAACCCGGAGAUGGUGGAACUACUGCCGCUUGAGAAACAGCAGGACUUGGACGAGGUGCAGAAGCUACUCGAAGAAUUCGUCGAGUAUACUGGCUCUAUAAUCGCCAAAAGUCUUCUGGAAACCUGGCCUGAACCAGCUAAAAUGUUCGUCAAAGUAUUCCCAUAUGAGUACCAACGGGCGCUCAAGCAGAUGGCGAUCAAGAAAGCUGCGCCCAAAGCCGAGGUGAACGGCAAGGCGGAGGAGAACGGAGUCGUGGACAUUGAGGAGGCUGUGAGGAAUGUGGAGCUGGAUAAGAAGAACUUGGAGAAGAUUUUGGAUAAGACCAGGGGCUUCAUCAAAUACCCGCGUGAAACAUCCAUGUACAGACCGGCUGAAAAACGCUUACGGGACUGGGAGGAGAUAUACAACUUUGCCCAAGUUCGCCGCGGGUUGAGAGUGCAAGCGGCACGUUGUAUGGAAUGUGGCGUGCCAUUCUGCCAGUCUGGUCACGGCUGUCCGCUGGGCAACAUCAUCCCCAAGUGGAACGACCUCAUUUACCGCGCCGACUGGAAGCAGGCCCUGGCGCAGUUGCUGCAGACCAACAACUUCCCAGAGUUCACGGGUCGCGUGUGUCCCGCGCCGUGUGAAGGGGCCUGCGUGUUGGGCAUCUCGGAGCCGCCCGUCACCAUCAAGAACAUCGAGUGCGCCAUCAUCGACCACGCCUUCGAGAGCGGCUGGAUUCAGCCCGAGAUUCCAGAAAACCGUAACGGCAAAACUGUCGCCGUAGUUGGUUCUGGGCCCGCUGGGUUAGCUUGCGCUCAUCAACUGAAUAAGGCGGGUUACACUGUAACAGUAUUCGAACGCAACGAUCGUCCGGGCGGUUUACUGCAAUACGGCAUCCCCAGCAUGAAGCUCAGCAAAGAGGUAGUGGCGCGAAGGAUCAAACUGAUGGCUGCUGAAGGCAUCUCCUUCAAGUGCAGCGUGGAUGUUGGCAAGGACAUAUCCGCUGCGGAGUUGGCUAACGAAUACAAUGCUUUAGUAUUGUGCAUGGGAGCAACAUGGCCUCGCGACCUGCCUCUGAAAGGCCGCCAGCUGAACGGAAUCCAUUUUGCGAUGGAAUUCCUGGAAGGCUGGCAGAAGAAGCAGGCUGGCCCCGUGCCCGGACACGGCAAAGACACCCCGGCGUUGACGGCCAAGGACAAGAACGUGCUGGUCAUUGGCGGUGGGGAUACUGGCUGCGACUGUAUAGCAACGUCACUCCGGCAAGGCGCAAAGUCUAUCACUACAUUCGAGAUUCUUCCAGAACCUAAGAAGACCAGGGGACAAGACAACCCCUGGCCACAAUGGCCUCGAGUGUUCAGGGUGGACUAUGGACAUGAAGAAGUGAAGGUGAAGUUCGGCAAUGAUCCGAGAAAGUUCUCCACACUCACCAAAGAGUUCUUGGAUGAUGGUGAAGGCAACGUAUGUGGGGUGAAUGCAGUAGAAGUGGAGUGGACGCGCAGCCCCGGUGGAAGAUGGGAGAUGAAUGAGGUCCCCGGCUCGGAGCGCGUGUAUAAGUGUGAGCUGGUGCUGCUCGCGAUGGGCUUCCUGGGUCCGGAGCGAUACGUGGCUGGACAACUCGAUUUGCGUCUGGAUGCACGGAGCAAUAUCGAGACAGCAAAGGACAACAUUUACCAAACUCCGAUGGAAAACGUGUUCGCAGCGGGAGAUUGUCGCCGCGGCCAAUCUUUGGUAGUUUGGGCGAUUUCUGAAGGUAGACAGGCGGCGCGGGCCGUGGACACCUACCUCAACGGCCGCUCGUGCUUGCCCGGCCCUGGCGGGGUUGUCUACACACACUAAACGGAACGGCACCUGACCGGACCGGCACCUGACCGGCUUGAAAUACCUAACAUCGACCAUGAAAUUGCUUUACCACCUUCUUGUCUCACCGCUGACCGACGGAGAAGCGACUAACUAUCGACUAUUUUAUUUAGAAACCUUUAUUGUGCAUACUCAAACAUAUACAGGGUGUAACCAGAACGAUGUAAAACUAUCCCAACUAUACUGUUCUCGUUGCUCAUUAACUCGUUUCUAGUUUUUAGCUCAACUCGAUUCACGCUAAUCGUCGGCGCGGGCGGUCGGACAAAAUUGCCUUAGGUUGAAUGUCGUUUGCACAUCAUAAAUAACAUGGGUCUUUUUUUAAUUUCAAGAUCUACAUACAUUUAUAAAAGUCUCAGUUAUAGUGAAAUUUUGCUUUUUAUAAUAACAGUAUUUUAAAAUUAUUUAGUGGAAGUGGUUAUCAAAAUGGUAAAAGCAUUUUUAUGGUCGCCUAUACAGUGCGAUCAAAGUAACUAUAGCAAAGUCAAAUACCUCGAUCUGUCUAAUUGAAAAGAGAAUAAGAAAAAAAUUGUUUGCAUACGUUUUUUUCUACAUUAUUUAGAUAACUGGUGACCGGUAGUAUUACAAAAUCCAUUGGAUACAUAUUAUUGAAAUAAAAUAUAUGGCGCCGAAAAGUCAUUCCUAUUCUUAGUUUGAUCGCAAUAAAAAACACCAUCACAUAUAAUAUAUAACUUUCGUAUAUAUUAUAACGUUUAAUUACGAUUGUCCACAAACAAAGAAAAAAUAUAAAAUAAAUUAAGUAUUAUUCAAAGUUUUAUCCCUGUUUAAAUUUUUAUAACCAUAACCAAGCACUCAAAUAAGGAAAAUAUUUUUCAACAUUUAUAAAAAAAUGUAACUGUUUAUGGCAGACCAAACUAUAUUUAAUUGUUCUAUGUGGUUCAAAAUUAGUUGAAAUUCGUUAAUGGUUUUAUCGUUUUUUAUAACAUUCAGUUUUUACGUGUCGUGUAACAAAAUUUGUAAAAAAAAAUCUUCUUUAUAUCCGUAUUGUAAUUUAAAUGAUUUUUUUUGGAAUUUUAUUGAAAUUAUAAAACCAGUAACCGUCGUAAAUUCAUAGUGAUCACUUACUGUAAUAACAUUUUUUUAUUACUGAUAAAUAAUUACGAGAAAAAAGAUUCACGUUUCUAUAAAAUGAUUGUUUCUUGUUUCGGCAAAAAAUAUAUAAUUAAAGAAGACAUCAAUUUUAUUCUGCAAUUAAUUGUACAUGAAAAUGUUCUAAGAAUCGUAUUAAUUCGAGAUAGAUAUAAUAGAUUCAUAGAGCAUAUUAUAUUAAUUCGAGAAUCUUCAUUAUUUGAAUCUUUUAAUCAUUUGAAGGGUUUCUAUUUCUAUUGUAAUUCUAAUUAUAUUUAUCACUUCAAUGACUAGGGGAUACGAACCAAAACAGCUUAUCGAAAAUAGACCAUAAAUAUAUUAUGUUAAUAGGAGUUAUUAUGUAACUGUGAUUGUUUUACUGUGUGGAUUUUGUAUACAGUGGCGUGUAAAUGUGAAUACAGUAACAUCAGCAGUACUUAGACCUCAAACAAAGUCAUAGUAAAAUUAAAAGUAAAAUGCAAUUUCAUUUCGCCUAUGACGUAUCCUGUAUUCUCGUAUCUAAGUAAUACGUCUCAAUACGUACACACAAAAUGGUCACCUGACCGGUGGAAAUUUUGAAAUUUUUAUUGUUUGCUGGUAUGGUAAUAGAAAUGAAUACACACUGAAAAUUUCAACUAUUACGGUAUAUGAAAUAGAGCCCGCUCACAAAUGGACGGACGGACAGUAGAGGCUUUGUGUUAGGAUCCCGUUGGCACUAUUUGGGUACGAAACCCUAAAAAACGUAAGUCCACUGUAUUGUCAUCGUCUAUGGAAUGCACGCCACUGUAUUUACAAACAGGACGUGUGUCAAAAUGGCGCUUUGAAAGUUCCUACGUGAAUUAUUUAGAGGUCUCUUCAGGUGAUAGACAUUUUAGUUAAUUCAGUUGACGCAAAUCUUAAAUUAGUGCCAUCUCUUUCACAAUGUUACCUGCGGAAAGUGAUAGCUGUCAAUUAUAGCUUACCGAAAAAUCCUUGUAUUUGUUUUGUCUAUCUAAACUUACAUAGCUUGUAUAACUUCACUUGCUUAGUUAAUUUAUCUUGUACAUUGUCAUAUUUUUAGUUAUAUUUAUAUUAUAGUUCCUACUUAGGAAGUUUUUUUUUAAUUUAUUAAUAACCUUUCAAGUCCUUUAUUUAGGUCUAGUAAAAAAAUAUUUUCGAAUAAACGUUGUCGAAAUAUGAUAGAAUAACCGGAGCAUUACUUUCAGUACAUGUAUAGAAAAUGUUCUGCAAAUGAUUACCUGAAGAGAUCAAUUUAGCUUUUUGGACCAGCUGCAUGACAGUCGGUUAAAGUUACGUUAUGAUUCAUACCUCCUUAGUUAAGGUUAAAGGUAAAAUUUUGGUCUUAUGUUAACGAAUCCUGAUUUGCGCAACCCAUUUUGUUUUUAUUGACGGUCAAACCGUAACUGUAACCGUGACAUAACAUAACUUCUGUCAUGUACUGGACCUCAGUAGUUUUAAGUUUAACUAUCAUAUUAUGAAAAUUCUGAAACACAUACAUUACGUACAACGGAUUCAUAGUGAUGUACUUUAUCUAUAUUUUAAAUUAAUAAAUUUUAAUUGUUAAUUUUAGUAGAUAAUAGGUUUAAGAAAGCUGUGCUUUUUCUUUGUUUUAAGAACAAAGUUAAAUAUGAAAUUAAACUGUGUGUUAUGGUUAGUCAAAUGUUUAAGGUAAAGUUAACCGUGAGUUUCCACUGUCGCUUAACAAUGUUUAAUAAAUAGACAUUAAAGACACAGUCAAUAAUUUUAACUUUAACCAACCACCAGCGCAGGGCCCGACUAUGCGUAUAACAUGUUAACAGACUUGUUGUUUUAUGUUGGGGCUAGUGGAAAGGUAGGGUAAAACUUUCCCAUUUAACUUUAAUAUAAGUAUUUUAUCUUCGUGUAAUAUUAUAACAGUUGAGGCUGUUAUCAAAUUAUAAAUACAAACAAAACAUAAUAGCGAAUUUUAAGACUUAUUAUGUUGUAUCCAAAAAUUUAUACAACUGUAAUUCUGAAAUAAACUUAAGAUUUUUUGUAAAAUGUUUUAAUUGAUCAUGAUUUAAUAUUAUAUUACUAUUGUUGUCAUGAAAAUAUUUAAGGAGCUGGCGAACAAAACUAAGUAAUUACAAUUCUGAUAAAAAUACUUUUCUUAAUGUGGACAGUUUUGGCCCACUGAAUACAAAUUUUAAAUCAUUUCCAAACAAAACAGUCUAAAACUGUGCUAAACUUGAAAUUGAGUAAAAAGAUUGUAAUUUCGAUCAUUGAAUACAAACAUGAACUGUUUACCAAGCAAAAAAUAACGUGAAUCUGUUCUAAAAUUUGAGUACAAAGUUCGGGAUUUCGAUCAAAAUGGUACAAUUACAGUAGAAUUUCAACAGCUUUCAUUUAGUUUUUACUGUUCGUAUAAAAUUUUAUUUUGUAUAAUUACACCGUUUCUUAGCCAGCUCCUCAUUUUAUUUCAUUACGAAUCACAAUUUUUUACAUUGAUUUAGCGCCGAAAUACUAGUUGUAAGCGGAACAAGAGAUUUGCGAGAGUGGUCUUAUCCAAACUUGUUGAACUGGGCAGUUUCAGUAUUGCAUAACUACUUGUAAAGUAACAUGCACGUAGACCGAAUAUUAAUGUUCUUUAAAUAUUUAAAAAAACGAAUCGUUGUUAAAAAUGCUUUAAAGAUUGAUUUAGUAACUUUUUUAUUUAACUCUGAAUUGUUAUUACUUUAGCAUUUCUCCCAAUUGGCUGAAUUUACGGUACAUUGCUAAAAGGUGGUGAUCCGACCUAUCUACGGGCCAUUAGAGGAAGCUUUUAGGCUGAGAUUUAGUUAAGACACAGUUAAACCGAGACAAAGAAAGAUGUGUGUGGCAUAAAUCUAUCUCGGAAGUAAAGUCUGAGCAAAUUCUGCUCUGUAGAUCUUAGCCUUAGAGGUGUUAAUCAAAAUAUAAGCGAAAAAAUUUGUCUAUAAUUAAGGUUGCCAGCCAAUUGAAAGAAUUGCGUUUACAUCGAUUCUGAUCUUAAGUCCACUUGCAACAACCCGCUUAUGGCAGAAAUUAAUAGUAAAUGAGCAAUCUAUCUGUAAUGUGUCGGUAAGUUUCUUAGCAACAUUGUUAGAUAUUUGUUAAAAAAGGCCAUACAAAUUAAUAUUAACGAAUAACAAUGUUGAGUUUAGCAAGCUAUAUAGAUUAUCGAUUAAGUCUUUUACAUAUUAUUAUUCUGUCCUUUUCUCAAUAACCUAAAAAAAAACUUUUCAAACUUGACAUUACUAAAUUUAACAAAACAGAUUUAGCGGUUUGGUGCAAGUGGGCCUUUUUAACAGGAGUUUAGUUAUAGCAUAGUUCAGAAGUGAAACAGUAUUGUAUGUUUGCUUUUAUUUUUAAUUAAUUAAAUGUAAAAUACGUGUGAAUACUGAAAUUAUUUUCCACUAUUGUGUAACAUUACAUUGUUAAUUCUUAUUUAUUUCGAAUAAAAGUUUUAUUAAUUUAUUU
Messenger RNA from Maniola jurtina (meadow brown), 10891 nucleotides. It is a transcript of the gene Gogat, whose product is annotated as glutamate synthase [NADH], amyloplastic. The record is from RefSeq and is a predicted model, not a curated record. Gene Ontology annotation, molecular function: iron-sulfur cluster binding; FMN binding; iron ion binding. The coding region runs from base 185 to 6328 and encodes 2047 amino acids. NCBI's taxonomy places the organism in Eukaryota, Metazoa, Arthropoda, Insecta, Lepidoptera, Nymphalidae. The transcript has 45 exons.